Messenger RNA from Papaver somniferum (opium poppy), 906 nucleotides. RefSeq lists its product as uncharacterized. The record is from RefSeq and is a predicted model, not a curated record. NCBI's taxonomy places the organism in Eukaryota, Viridiplantae, Streptophyta, Magnoliopsida, Ranunculales, Papaveraceae. The transcript is spliced from 2 exons. The coding region runs from base 1 to 906 and encodes 301 amino acids. Gene Ontology annotation, molecular function: catalytic activity.
AUGGAUCCUAAAAUUAUUUGUUGGAAUGUUCGUGGUUUAAACGGUUUAAAUAGAAGAGAUGUGGUAAAGAAGAAAAUAAGAGACUGGAAUCCAAAUAUUGUACUUCUGCAGGAAACCAAAAUUCAACAGUGGAAUGAUCUUCUGGUGUGGAAAUGUUGGAGCAAAAAAUCAUUAAAAUGGUUAGAUUCUCCAUCUCAAGCAAGUUCUGGAGAUAUACUCUGUCUUUGGGAUUCUUCUAAAAUUCAAGUUUUGGAUUAUUUAUUGGGACCUUACUCAAUUACAAUCUUAUGUAAGAAUGUUUCAAACGGGUUUGAAUGGAUGUUUACUGGUUUAUAUGCACCAUGUUCUUCACACACUGAUGAAGUAUAUCUCUUUUGGAGACAAAUUGAACAAGUUAGGUGCUUUUGGAAUUAUCCUUGGGUUCUUGGUGGUGAAUUUAAUGAGAUAAGAUUUUCUCAUGAAAGAUCUUCUGGAGGAGAUGUUACUAAUGGCAUGGAUAGAUUUGAUAGAUUCAUAUCAAAGCAUCAUUUGAUUGAUCUACCACUUCAUGGAGAUACUUACACUUGGACGAAUAAUCAAAUCCAAAGCAUUAGAAGCAGAAUUGAUAGAUUCCUUAUUUCUCCGGAUUGGGAGUGUGUUUAUCCUCAAGUUAUUCAACAAGCACUUGCACGGCCUUGUUCUGAUCAUAAUCUAUUAGCACUAAUUUGUCAGGGGUUGAAGUUUGGUCCACCACCUUUUCGCUGUAGUGCUGGUUACAUUUUCUGUAAAAAGCUUCAACUUCUUAAACUGAAAUUGAGGGAGUGGAGCAAAAGAGAAUAUGUAGAUGUUGAUAGGAGAUUGCAAGAUCUGGAGGAUGUUUUUGUGGCUUUAGAUGAAGCUGAAAAUGCUAACAAUGGACUUUCAUAG